This is a messenger RNA of Oppiella nova, 1902 nucleotides long. NCBI's taxonomy places the organism in Eukaryota, Metazoa, Arthropoda, Arachnida, Sarcoptiformes, Oppiidae. The record is from the annotation of a GenBank genome assembly.
AUGAAUUAUUUGCACAUAUUUUUGCUCACAUUUCUGGCCACCGAUGGGUUGGCCGAAGACUUACGACUUUAUCCGCGCGAGUCUGAGACGAGACAAGUGAAGGAUUUGGACGGAUUCUGGAGCUUUCGGGUCAUCCCUCUGGAGGACGACCAGAAUAUUGGCUUCACUAACAAGUGGUACUCAAAACCGUUGGAUCAGAGAGAUGAUGUGAUCCCAAUGCCGGUGCCGUCCAGUUAUAAUGACAUAACCCAGAGUCGAUUUAUACGGGACUACUCGGGUUGGGUCUGGUAUGACAACACAUUCUUUGUGCCCAUCGACUGGACCCACAAAUCGGUAACACUUCGCUUCGGUAGCGCUCACUACCAGACAGUUGUCUACUUGAAUGGAGUGAAUGUACUGAACCAUACGGGCGGACACCUGCCCUUCGAGGCCUAUGUGGACGGACACCUCAAAUACGGCGAAAACAACUUGGUUACAGUCGCCAUCAGUAAUGUCUUGUCCGAGAGUACUGUACCCCAGGGCUCCGUCACCUAUAAAAACGAUACCAAACUCUAUCCGAAAGGCUUUUACGAGACGACCACUAACUUUGAUUUCUUCAAUUACGCCGGUAUUCACCGACACGUCUCGCUGUAUGUCUUACCCCAGGUUCACAUCACAGACAUCACAGUCACUACAGAUAUCAAAGACACCACGACUGGUGUUAUUAGCUAUACAGUCAUUCGCAGCAAUUUAUCCGCAAGUGUUGAGUGUAUUAUCGAUGUUUUGGAUAAAAAGGGUAAUAAAGUCGCGGAUAAUAAAGGCUUUUCUGGUGUCAUAACCAUAACAAACGCCACAUUCUGGUGGCCAUACACUAUGGACCCCAACCCUGGCUAUCAAUACACGUUGAAAGUGUUGCUAACAGACAGUGGAAAGACAGUCGAUGUCUACUACCAGAAGGUCGGUAUUAGGACCGUUCGAGUGACCGAUAAGGAGUUCAUUAUAAACGGAAAACCUUUUUAUUUCCGAGGGUUUGGCAAACAUGAAGACGCGAAUAUAAGGGGAAAGGGAUUAGAUUUGCCGAUAAUUGCCAAAGACUUCAAUCUUAUCAAAUGGAUGGGCGCCAACUCUUUCCGGACAUCCCAUUACCCAUAUUCAGAGGAACUCAUGGAUAUGGCGGACGCGGAGGGGAUUGUAGUGAUCGACGAGUGCCCGGCCGUCGGUUUGCACGCCUUUAACGACGUCCUCCUCGGCAAACAUUUGGCGCUAAUUACGGAAAUGAUCCAAAGAGACAAAAACAGACCAUCGGUGGUCAUGUGGUCCGUUGCUAACGAGCCUCUGUCUGACCAGAAGGAGGCCGAAGACUACUUCCAAAAGGUGUCGACUCACGCGAGAGGUCUCGACAACACCCGUCCAUUAACGGCGGCCACGAAAAAGGACUUUAAUAACGACAAAAUGUCUGCGGCUUUGGAUGUGUUGAUGAUCAACAGGUACUACGGCUGGUAUUCAGACACCGGUUUCCCGCAAGUGAUUGAACAACACUUGACCACAAAUAUCAUCGAUUGGCACAACACUCACCGCAAGCCUAUUAUAGUUUCCGAGUACGGGGCCGACACUGUGCCCGGUUUGCAUCAGGACCCUGCUUAUGUGUUUUCCGAAGACUACGAGUCAGAGCUGUUAAUGCAUUAUCACAGAGGGUUUGAUCGGUUAAGAAGUGACGGUCUCUUAGUGGGCGAACACGUCUGGAAUUUCGCCGAUUUUAUGACCACUCAGAAGACCACACUUGGAAAGGCAAACAGGAAAGGCAUAUUCACGCGGGAACGACAGCCUAAAGCGGGCGCCAGAAUACUCCGGUGCAGGUAUUGGGCUUUGGCUGAAGUGAAGUCACAGCAACACUCCGGCCUAUCGUACUGUCCGGUCGACUGA